Messenger RNA from Camelus dromedarius (Arabian camel), 3286 nucleotides. RefSeq names its product interferon regulatory factor 2 binding protein 2 (gene IRF2BP2). NCBI's taxonomy places the organism in Eukaryota, Metazoa, Chordata, Mammalia, Artiodactyla, Camelidae. Gene Ontology annotation, biological process: regulation of transcription by RNA polymerase II. Gene Ontology annotation, cellular component: nucleus. Gene Ontology annotation, molecular function: transcription corepressor activity. Bases 131 to 1900 code for a protein of 589 amino acids. The transcript has 2 exons. The record is from RefSeq and is a predicted model, not a curated record.
GCCGCCGCUGGUGGGGGAGCCGCGGGGUUGGGGGGGGAGGAGGGCGCGCGUGGUGCCGGCGGGGAGCGGCGGCGCCCCCUCCUCCGCCUCCUCCGCCUCCUCCUCCUCCGGCGCCGCGGGCUCCUCGGACAUGGCCGCGGCGGUGGCGGUGGCGGCCGCGUCCCGGCGGCAAUCGUGCUACCUGUGUGACCUGCCCCGCAUGCCCUGGGCCAUGAUCUGGGACUUCACCGAGCCCGUGUGCCGCGGCUGCGUCAACUACGAGGGCGCCGACCGCGUCGAGUUCGUCAUCGAGACGGCGCGGCAGCUCAAGCGGGCGCACGGCUGCUUCCCGGAGGGCCGCUCCCCGCCAGGCGCCGCGGCCCCGGCCGCCGCCAAGCCGCCGCCGCUCUCGGCCAAGGACCUCCUCCUGCAGCAGCAGCAGCAGCAGCUCGGCCACGGCGGCCCCGAGGCGGCCCCGCGCGGCCCGCAGGCCCUGGAGCGCUACCCCCUGGCGGCCGCCGCCGCGGAGCGGCCCCCGCGCCUCGGUUCCGACUUCGGCGGCAGCCGCCCAGCCGCCGGCCUGGCCCAGCCGCCGACGCCGCAGCCGCCGCCCGUGAACGGCAUCCUGGUGCCCAACGGCUUCUCUAAGCUGGAGGAGCCGCCCGAGCUGAACCGCCAGAGCCCGAACCCGCGGCGCGGCCACGCCGUGCCGCCCACCCUGGUGCCGCUCAUGAACGGCUCGGCCGCGCCGCUGCCCGCCGCGCUCGGCCUCGGUGGCCGCGCCGCCGCCUCGCUGGCCGCCGUGUCCGGGGCUGCGGCCGCCGGCCUGGGCUCGGCGCCGCCCGCCGACCUGGGCGCCCACAAGCGGCCGGCGUCCGUGUCCAGCAGCGCGGCCGGGGAGCACGAGCCCCGCGAGGCGGCGGCCAAGGAGAAGCCGCCGCCGCCGCCCUCGCACCGCGGCCCGGCCGACAGCCUGUCCACCGCAGCUGGGGCGGCCGAGCUGGGCCCCGAGGGCGCGGGCAAAGGCCGCGGGCCCGGCGAGCAGGACUGGGUCAACAGGCCCAAGACCGUGCGAGACACGCUGCUGGCGCUGCACCAGCACGGCCACUCGGGGCCCUUCGAGAGCAAGUUUAAGAAGGAGCCGGCCCUGACUGCAGGCAGGUUGUUGGGUUUCGAGGCCAACGGGGCCAACGGGUCUAAAGCAGUUGCAAGAACAGCAAGGAAGAGGAAGCCUUCUCCAGAGCCGGAAGGUGAAGUCGGGCCCCCUAAGAUCAAUGGAGAGGCCCAGCCGUGGCUGUCCACGUCCACAGAAGGGCUCAAGAUCCCCAUUACGCCUACGUCCUCUUUUGUGUCGCCACCACCACCCACUGCCUCACCUCAUUCCAACCGGACCACACCGCCUGAAGCGGCCCAGAACGGCCAGUCCCCCAUGGCAGCCCUGAUCCUAGUAGCAGACAAUGCGGGGGGCAGCCACGCCUCGAAAGAUGCCAACCAGGUGCACUCCACUACCAGGAGGAAUAGCAGCAGCCCCCCCUCUCCGUCCGCCAUGAACCAAAGAAGGCUAGGCCCCAGAGAGGUGGGGGGCCAGGGGGCAGUCAGCACAGGAGGACUGGAGCCAGCGCACCCUGCCAGCCUCCCGGACUCCUCUCUGGCAGCCAGCGCCCCGCUGUGCUGCACCCUCUGCCACGAGCGGCUGGAGGACACCCACUUUGUGCAGUGCCCGUCCGUCCCUUCGCACAAGUUCUGCUUCCCUUGCUCCAGACAAAGCAUCAAACAGCAGGGCGCUAGUGGAGAGGUCUAUUGUCCCAGUGGGGAAAAAUGCCCUCUUGUGGGCUCCAAUGUCCCCUGGGCCUUUAUGCAAGGGGAAAUUGCAACCAUCCUUGCUGGAGAUGUGAAAGUGAAAAAAGAGAGAGACUCGUGACUUUCCGGUUUCAGAAAAACCCAAUGGUUACCCUUAACUAGAACUGCUUGAAUUGUAUAUAUAUCUCCAUAUAUAUAUAUAUAUCCAAGACAAGGGAAAUGUAGACUUCAUAAACAUGGCUGUAUAAUUUUGAUUUUUUUGAAUACAUUGUGUUUCUAUUUUUUUUUUUUUUUGACGACAAAAGGUAUGUACUUAAAAAGGCAUUUUUCUCUUUUGUUAACGUUAUUAGCAUAUCUCCGUGCUUUAUUACCCCGGUGACAGUUACCGUUCGAUGUAGGCUGUGACUUGCGCUGCUUUUUUAGAGCACUUGGCAUAUCAGAAAUGCUUCUAGCUGUAUUUGUAUGCACUUAUUUUAAAAAGAAAAAAAAAAGCCAAAUACAUUUUCUGACAUUGUAAGAUUGCCUUACUGUCUGUUAUUCCUUAUCGCUGGCCCCUUUCUCAGGCUGGAGGCCAACUGGUGGAGAAGGAAAGGAAGUGAGCGAAAGGGGCACUGCUGUGAAGCGGGCAUGCCACUGGGCAGUGUCACCAUGUUCCCCCCCAUACAUUGUCCUUUUAGAGCAAUAGGAAGUAGAUUUUGAGUCUUUCUCGAUUUUGUUCUUAAAGUUCGGUUGUUGGGAUAUUGAUGACUGAGAGUUGCUGCUGAGAGAUUUUCAGGACUGUGGUUUGGGGGAGGGGGGAUUUUUUUUUUUUUAAGGCAAAGUUGACCACUGUUCACUGCCCACGUGAUCAGUUGUAAGAUUACAAUGCUGCAUGCAAGUUGGUUACAUAAUACACAAUUCAGUGACUCAAGGCAGUGAUAACGGAUGGUGGUGUGUACAAGAUGGCACUGCCAUCUUUGAACAGAGCCUGGCUCUGCAGCGCCACUCGGUCUUUCGGAACAUCCUGGAGCUCUGUCUGUUGUUUGUCGUUUCCUUUGAAAAGAGUCGAAAGACAAGUUACAGUCCAGGUGAACUUGGAGAUUGUGGGAUUGGUUUCGUUUCUGUUUUGUGUUUUGUUGUGUUUUUUUUUAAUCAUUUCCCUGUAGUGCUCUGGCUGUUGAUACUAUCACCUACACCCUGUUUCUAGUGCGUGCUGAAUACAGUAUGGUACAAUGACAGUAAGAGCGCAUGGGGCUGCCAGGACGGCCCGUGGGCAUAUCAGUGACAGCCCAGACGGGGGUGGAGGAAACCUGCAAUUUCCUUCGUACAUGUGUUUGAAAUACCAAGUGAAUAAUGCUGUUCUUCUGGAAAAAAAAAAUGAUUAGUGAAAAUUCAAGAAAGGGUUUGACAUCAUAAGCCCCACCUCUGAAAUUAUUUUUAGAAGCCUUUUGUAAACUAAUUUCUUUUGAUCACUCUUUUGCAUCAGCAAAAUGAUUUUUUUAAACCAAUAAAUCAUCAGUUACUAGAA